Molecule: messenger RNA, 216 nt
Organism: Eruca vesicaria subsp. sativa (arugula)
Lineage: Eukaryota; Viridiplantae; Streptophyta; Magnoliopsida; Brassicales; Brassicaceae
Source: the annotation of a GenBank genome assembly
AUGAAUUUCAAGAUUGGAUUCAUGAGCCUGGUCGUGGUUGCUUCAGUUUUCUUCGUCAUUCUUUUGGUUCCAGAAAUAGUAGAAGCGCAAAAGGAAUGCUUUGGACUCUGUAGACAGGUUGGGAACUGCACGGACACUUGCACCAGUAAAGGAUAUCGAGUUGGCCAAUGUGUUGCCUGGGAUUAUGACGAUCCUAAGAUGUGUCGUUGCAGCUAA